Kluyveromyces lactis is the source of this 1827-nucleotide messenger RNA. RefSeq lists its product as uncharacterized. The transcript has a single exon. NCBI's taxonomy places the organism in Eukaryota, Fungi, Ascomycota, Saccharomycetes, Saccharomycetales, Saccharomycetaceae. The coding region runs from base 1 to 1827 and encodes 608 amino acids. The record is from RefSeq and is a predicted model, not a curated record. Gene Ontology annotation, molecular function: zinc ion binding.
AUGUCGCUGAUGUCAUCAAAGCGUACGUUAAAGGAAAUUCUUGAUUCCGAAUACGUCGAGGACAGUGAUGAUGAGAAUUCGAAAUCAAGUGGAGAAGAAGAUGAAGCAGUAGAACCUGCUCAGCAGCAGAUUAAUCCUGACUACUGCAAUGAAUGUCAGGAUAUGAAGAUCGAGAUGAAGUGUAACGAUUGUGAAGAACAGUUCUGUGUUACAUGUUUCGAUAUGCUCCACCGUGGUGGUAAAAGAAAAAGCCAUGGAUUCGUCAAGUUAAAUGAUGAAGAGGACCAUGGUAAGAAUGAUACUCCUACAGAGGAAGCGGAACAGAAGAAACUGCAAGAUAUGAACAACGCUUCGGAUGAGAAAGAAGCAGAAAGUUCCAACGUCCACAUCCCAAAUACCGGGAUUGAUGAUAAACUCCUAGCACAGUUGUAUAAACAUUCACAGUACAUUCCUCUGAGAUUAACACAUGAAGAGAGGCAUUUAUUGAGAUUGUUAGAAGCUGCUUUGGAAGUGUCAGAAUAUACUGAUCGUGUUGAUAUCUUGUCAUACCAGUCAAAAUCAAAGAGAAUACUCGAGCAAUUAAGAGAAAUGUGUUCCGUGUUAUGCGGCUUAGUGAUCGCAUCCAAUUUGAAAAUCGGUAAGAGAUUGUUGGAGUUGAAGAACUUUAGUGAUAAUGCAGAAUGGUUCAAAGACAUAUUCGAAAUUGGAAGACGUUAUAAAAUUAUGAAUCCUGACAGAAUGAGAACUACAUUCGGUAAGUUAUGCUACAUGGUAAUGGACUCCAGAUUACCUGACAUUGAGGAUCAUAUGGAGUUCCAUCUCUUCAAACCAAUAAAAACAGUCCAUACUUUCCUCGGGAAAAGUGAGGAUCAUGGGAGAGCUCUUGCUGUUUUCCAAGAUAAGUUAAUUCUUUACGCUACCGCAGAUAUUAGUCCUACAGGUAAAACCAGGGCCGAGAUCCAAAGAAUGAUCAAGCAAAAAGAGGCUGCUACUGAAAAAUUAGCUUCUAAAUACAGUACCUCUGUCUAUUCGAAGGAAGACAUCCGUCAAGUUCUAUAUUCUAUUAGUGAUUACAACGCAUACGUCAACUCUAAUAGAAGGCCAAUUAUGAGAUUACUUGAAAGACUUGAGGUAUUCCGUGAUCCAGCUAUCAAACAAAGGUACUCGUUAGGUAUCCAGUAUGGUAGAAAUGGAGCCAGAUUAACUCAUGAUCACGAAAGACAGUGGCAUUAUGCACAGCAGUCGUUGAUGUUGUGGUCGGUAAUUCAAAGAGAAAUGGUACAUUUAUGGUAUAUUGCUGACCAGGAUCUGUUCAAUGGCUCAUCUUACAGAUUGACGUCUACAGGCCAGGGUUUAAACCGUAUCAAAUCCUGUCCUGCUCUUUAUAAAGAAAUGCAUAACAUUUUAAAUGAGUGCAGAUUGAAAUGUGAGUCCUGGGUUGGCUCCUCGGUUGUACAUCUUGGAGAUGACGCAGUGCCUAAUGCAUUGUUUUUCCUUGAUAAAUAUACCCAAAUUCCAAAUAUAUUGAUCCCAUUCGAUCAAACGCUACUACAGAUCAACGAUCUUGUGAAGAAUGACGCCAACUUGGAAGAUUACAUUGUAAAAGAAUACGGCUCGGUAAACGACCUGAAAUUAACAAUUUUACAGGACGCGUUUGCUCACAUGUUUGACGGUUCUGGUGCUGAUAACUUCUACAUGAGUGGUUCCUGCAUUGAUGGUAGAUUAACGUCUGCUUGGAAUCACACAAACCAGAUUUCCAAGAAGAAAUACUAUAAUAUCUUCUUGAUGACAAGAUUUAUCGGUUUUAACGGAAACCAAGGAUUCUAA